UGAAAAUCUAAGUUUACAAAUAAGUUGCGGCCGACAGUCAAGAAAUUUCGUAUUUUGUUUAAAAAUAACAAAUUUGAUAUUCAGUUGUUCAAUAAAAAAAUAGAAAUAUAAACAAGAAUGCCUCCAAAAAGAAAAAAGAAGACUCGUAAAGCAAAAAAUAUGACGGAUGAAGAAAGAGCAAUUUUACUCGAGCGAAAAAGAGUUGCUGAAGAAGAAUUGAAAAAAAAGAAGAUGAUACUGUUAUCUCAACAUUUACAAGAUAAACUUAGUCAUGAGGAAGUGUUUACCAAACAUAAUCAAACAAAACUGACACAUUACUGGCGAACUAUUAUGAGGCAAACGAAGUCAAAGGAAUUGAAAAGAACUAUAGAAAUAUUAUCACAAACAUUUGAAAGAAUUAUGGACCGAAAAGAAAGUAUCACCAAAACCCUCGUUGCUAAUCUUAGUGAAGCAGAUGAGCAGCAUCUGAUGGCUAUGCGUUCUCAUUUAGAAAAUGUAGAUAUUCUGAUAGAUUUGCAGAACCAACGAUUACAAAAGUUGAGAACUGACUAUGAAAAGGAACUACAAUCUUUGGUUGACGAAUUCUUAAAAGAAGAGAAAUUUAUCAGACAACAACAUGGGAAACAAGUAGAUGAUCUAAAGACUAUAUUUGUUGCUCUGGAUUCUACAUAUACGGCGAAAGUGAAUAAAGCUGUAAUGGAUCACAAUAAUUUAAAAGAUGAUCUGAAGAAUCAAAGUUUAGAAGACAAACAUGCAUUGCGAAUGAAUUUGAACAAUAAAGUUGAAAGUUUAGCAUCGGAAUUGAAACAAGCUGCAGAACAAUACAACACAGCAAUUAGCGAAAAAAUGAAAUUUUUCGAAAAUUUAAAAUCAAAAAAUGCAAGUUCAACUGUGGAAAUUCAAACACACUUUGAUGAAAUUCAAAAACUCAAUAAUAAUAUAACAGCUAUCAAAUAUCGUAUGACAAAAAUAUCCAAUGAUUACAAAGAAAAAUAUGAUCAUUUAAAAGAAGAACGAGAUAGACUAGUUGAACGUUUCAAAGUUUUAAAGCUUAAAAUGAAGAAAUUACAAGAUUUACAAUAUGAAAAAUUAAUUAAAAUGUCAGUUGAAAGUGGAGAAGCUACAAAAAAGAUUCAGUGUUUACUGAAGAAAGCGGAGAAGAUUAUUAAGCUAGGUGAAGAAUGCAGAAAGUAUGAGACAGAAGAGGAAAAACUAACACCUUUCUAUUCAUCAUGUGCACCAGCUGAAGAAGAAGAAAGUGUUGUGCAAGAAUCAUUUAAAGAGGAUCAGAUCGGAGAAAUAACAAAGAUUUUUCAGUCAGUCAAACGAUGUUUACCAAUCGAAAUGUUUUGGAAAAGAUUUAAUAAAGUUCAAUUAGAACGUUUAGCAAUCACCAAAGAAUACAAUAUGUUAGAAGAAGAAAAUAUUCAAUUAAAAUUAUUAUUAAAACAAUAUUUAGAUGGUAUAACAAUUAAUAGUGAAAUUAUUUCAAGUGAUAAUUCAAUCAUCAUUAUUAAUGGACGAUCAAAUUUAAAUAAUCGAUACACAAAUGAAAUUGACACCUACUGAGAUGAGAUAAUCAUAUGGUGUACUCUUAUCACCUGCUGCAGUUGAUUAUCAUUGAAUUUGUACAAAAAAGAUUUUCUACGUUAGGAACAAUAUAUAAAAUGCAAUUUCUUUUUUAAAAAAAAACAAACCUUUUUUUUCUCUAUUUAACCUGUAAACUGCUUAUUUUAAUUUAUUUUAUGACUGACCGAAUCAAGUGAAUGAAAUUGAUUGAUAUAUAAAUAAAUAAAUUUUUCAUUAGAAGAAUUGUUAUUGCUUUACUUCUUGAAAAUUUA
This is a messenger RNA of Schistosoma turkestanicum, 1841 nucleotides long. Lineage: Eukaryota; Metazoa; Platyhelminthes; Trematoda; Strigeidida; Schistosomatidae. The record is from the annotation of a GenBank genome assembly.